GAUUAGUUCAAUGAAAGUUUGAAAAGGAAUUGGAAGUCGAUACGUAUAAAACAAUGUGGUAGACCAUAUCAACAUUUGUUGAUUAUUUUUCUUUGGAAUAUUGUGUAGAUUUCUUUUUGGUUUUCUUAUUUCGUUUUUUAAAUAAAACGAUUGAAAAUCAGAGCAAAAAAGGAGAGUGAAAAACCCGUUUUCACAAUACGUCUGGCAUCAACGUUAUUUUUUUAAUCGAGCUUAUGUAUUGUACUCCAUUUUAAUUCAACAAACCCAUUUGUGUGAGACUGUUUUUUAUAUAUACUUCGCAAACAACAUUUUUUUUCUCGUCGAAAUUUUAUCAAAAGAGUUGAGAAUCAAGAAUAAAAAAAAAACAACAACAAAAAAAUACAUUUAACAAAUCGAACGAUUUUCGAAGUAUUUAAAUCCCCAUUUUCGUUUAGUUGAAUAGUAAUACCUUUUGCCUUACAAAUACUUGAUAACAAAAAAAAAAAUAACGAAUUAGAACAAAACCAAAACCAAAACAAUAACACAAACGAAAUAAUUAUCACUCAUCUUUAACCUUUGCUUUUCGUGGAUGUACUCGCAAGUGCAAAACUAAAUAACCCAAGAAAUUAGUGGAAUUUGAAAAACAAAACAAAAAAUAGACAAAUUGUCAUCAAAGUUCCCGAGUUAGAAGUAAAACAAAAAAAAAUAUUUGUUUAAUAUGGCUCCAUUUAAGUUGAUGAAAUUUCGAAUGGGAAGCAGCUCCAGAAGCAUAUCGCAGGAAAUUGAAGAGCCUGUUCAACAACCACUGCUUAUGCGACAAUCAGCCGUCAGCGGAAGCAAUACAACACUUAGUUCCGAAUAUAAUAGCAUGAGCACAAAUAACGAUCAACACAAUUUAUUGGCAAACACAUUUGAAGAGGAAACAGGUUAUGAGAAUCCAACGAUAAUGAGAAAUAUCACAGACGCACAUUGUUAUCAAAAUAUGAAAACAUCUUCAUCAAAUUCAACGAUAUCCCGAAAUGAUCAGUAUGAUUGCGAAGGAAAUGCCACAUCGAAUAUUGGAGGCAAAGAAGCUUCAAAAUACGAUGAACAGCAGUGUACAGUUGGUGAACAGCUUUUUUUGUCGAAUCCAUCACGUUCAAAUGAAAAUUUGAUUGACUCAACAGCCGGAUCGUGUGAUCCAUUGUUUGCAAACCAAAGCCUUGAACAGAUUAACUUGGAAGAGGAAGAAGAAGAAGAUACAACAGCCAAUUUGACCAAUGAUGAACAAGAAUGCUCAUCAAAUCUAAGUAUAGAUAAUCAAAAUCUAGUUGACGAUUGGGAUUCGCACGAAAAUCAGCUGCAAGAUAUUCAUCUACAAACGACACUAGACACAAUUAUCAACAAUAAAUCAUCGAAAAAGAUUUACAAAGCGGUGGCCAAAGAAUGGGGCAUCACAUGCAAAAUGUCCGAAACAUGUCGUUGCAUCGAUUGUCAAGGAAACUAUUUUGAUUGCGAAUUUGAUGAGAAUGAACACCAGAAAACGGACGGAGGCCUUGGGGCAAGUACACCAGUAUUUUUGAAUGAAGUUAUGAUGCAUCAGUCAUCAUGUACAAUUAUCUAAAUGUCUACUAACUCCCUCCUCCAAAAAAAAAACGAAUUUCUCCACACCAAACAUCAACAUCAAUUAAUUCUCUGAAAAUGCAACAACAACAACCAAUUCAAAUCAAAUUAGGAUAGAAAUUUUCCGUGUAAACAAAAUAAGUCUUUAAAAUUGGCACUAAUAAUGAAAUGAAACGAAACGGGGACACAUUUAUAGUGAAUUGGAAACAUUUUAACGAUAGUUUAAAUGAAAGUACCAAACAAAAAUAAUGUCUAUGGGGAAAAAAGGAAAUAUUUUAGCACUUUUUUACUUAGAAACAUUGAAGUUUAGCCAACGCAAACCAACUCACAUCAAAUUCAUAUGGGAAUUUUUAGCGAAUAUUUAUUUAAUAUUUUUGUGUGUGCCACAGAGAAAAAAAUGAAUGUGAAAUCAUUUGCACUUAUAGGGUAUAAACGUCAAUAAAACAACAAAAUCGAAUUGGAAAAUACGAACAAACGAAAUCAAUCGUUAUAAUCAAAUAUGUUUAUAAGUUUGGGUGUUAUUAUCGCAUCACAUUGAGAUGAGAGGAACCAUUUUGAUGAAUUUGAUAAGUUAGGCAUGCUGUAAGCAAAAAGCGAAGCAAAAAAUAUACUGUUUUUUUUUUGAAAUAUUGCUGACUUUAAUUGGAUUUUAAUCCCAUCGAUUGAGAUGGAUGGCAUGAAUUCGUUAUGAGCGAGUCAAUUGCAUUAUACAACCAAUAACACAAUGUCCCAUUGACACAAAUUUUGUGAGAGAAAUCAAAUCGAUUUUAAUUACAUAAGAUUGCCUGCAUAUUUUAAGCUUUUAACCUUCUUGGACUUUUUUUUUUUUGGUGUUUAUUUUUAUAAUCAAAUUUAGCCGAGAGAAUACCAGUUUUUUUCCACUUUGGAUAGUUAAAUCGAUCGCGCUUAAAUGGAUUCAGUACAGAUUAGAUUUGGCAGCGAAAUCAAAAUCGUUGAUUGGAAAUCAGAACAACCAAGUUUUUUUUUUGUUUUGAAAAAAUCAAACGAUGUGAUUUAACAAAUGAAUGUGGGUUCGACCUAAGAGCAGAUUUUCAUCUGAAUAUAUAUGAUGUUUCAUCAACAUGUUUUGUUUUUGAAGUUGCUCAGACGAUAGAUUUUUUCAUGCUCUACACAUUUGAAAAAAAAAGAUAUCAUAGAUAGAUAUGAAUUGUAUACUUCCUCAUAAUUCUUCGUCGUUCCAGUUUUUGCUGAAGUUGAUCUUCAACCUAACGCGCUUGUUUCAAUAAUAAAAGAAAUAACAUUUUUAAUAAGACGGUAUGAUGUACGAUGAAAUAGCCAGAUAUAUUAUUGUAUGUAUUAUGAGAUUGAGCAUAAAAAAUCUGUCUUCGAAGCCUAGAUGAAGCCUAUUUAGGCCUUGCAAUUUUCGUGUCCCAUUUGAGAAACAUCAAAUCUUAUUUAACUUGCAUUCAUUUCAUCCGGCCUUUUGGGAUUUCUAAUUAGAUUGUAUGUUGAAUCGCCAAAUAAACUGAUACUAUUAUCACGAGGAAAACUCGUUAACAACA
Messenger RNA from Contarinia nasturtii (swede midge), 3104 nucleotides. RefSeq lists its product as uncharacterized. Lineage: Eukaryota; Metazoa; Arthropoda; Insecta; Diptera; Cecidomyiidae. The record is from RefSeq and is a predicted model, not a curated record. The transcript has 6 exons. Bases 698 to 1582 code for a protein of 294 amino acids.